AUGAUUUCUUUGGUCGAAACACAGACCCAGCCUGAUACCUAGCAUUCCAAACAUGUUAGACUGGCACCAGACCUAUUCCUCCACUCUUCAAAAAGCAAGCACGCGACGCGUACCUCGAGGAAUUCAAGCCUCAGCGUUCCUUUUUCUCCCUCUUCCGUGCCCCCCGCAUUGUAGAACAAGGUGGUAGCUAUUGGCAUAAAUGUCAUGCUCUGGAUGCUGUUUUUCUUUCCUUGAAUGAGAUCAGCAUCACCAGCGCUUGUCGGUAUGGACGCGCCAACCACAUCAACGAUCAAGAAACACACUUUUACGAACACACUUAUUACGAUUUCCCUUCAACUACUACUCUGGUCCAGUCUAUUUCCUCUCUCAAUUCAAAUUUCCCUAUUCGCUCUCUCCAAGGUCGAUGCAUCGUUGUUUCUGGCAGACAUCCUGUGCAUCGCCGCCGCUGGUACAUCGCUCCUCGUCAUUCUUCUACACAUAGUGAUUGUCCGGCUUCGGGACAACAUCUUCAGCAACUGGGCGAAGGUAGCCGCUGCAGUCUUCAAAGUCAUAAUUCUCUUCGCCUCAUGCAUAGCCGUGCUAUUAUGGAUCACAACGGUUGGUCUGGGAAUAAUCCUGGCUCUCGCCAGACAGCCGACUUGUCGACCAGCAAGUGCUGACACGCAUGAUCUCUGGAGAAAGGGUCGGAUCUGUGUCUUGCAACGGAUUGCGCUGGUCGUAAGCAUGCUGAGCUUCAUCGUUUCCUUUAUCCUCUGUUUCACCUACAACGUAUCACACGAUCCUUUCGCAGCCGGAUUGUUUGGAUCACGACAGCCAAAUCUUUGCUUAUCGCCAUCUGAUCUCCAGAGGAGUCCUCAGAUGGCCGUCAAAAGGCACUCCACACUCUCAUUCAAAUGCCGUUCAGCAUUACUAUCCCCAAUCGCGGUCUCGUCACCUCUCCGCAUCUCGUCGCCCCUGCGGAGGACAAUGAGCAUCAACGUAGAUAAGCCUGAUGCCUUGUGCAUCUCUUCACCACGGCUCUCUAUCGAAAAGUCUCCUCUACUUAGCAAGAGUCCGUCGCAGUCUUCCGCGCACUUGUCUGUACGAUCGAACGAUACUACAGACAGUUCGCAGAACCAGCUGCCCCCGAGGGCCUAUAUGCCUUCGACCACCCGAACGUAUCAACCAUCAAGAGUUCCCACAGACUAUGUCCCCUCUCCUCAUGGUACGCAUCUGUACUCGCCGAAACGUCUUCCCAAGGCAGUUGCUUCGCCUUCAAGGGGCAAACCGCCUGUUCGACCGGUGGGACCAUAUGCUCUGCGCGGCGCUGCCCCUGCUAUCGAUACAACACCCGUCCACACGACGAGUCUCUACACAUCGAGACGUGUUUCGUCGACGUUCCUCACUCCCACCUCAAUGAUCCCGCCCCUCAUGACGAACAACUCCUCUCCCAUGAGAGAGCCAAACACCUACCAGGCCUCACCCCCAGUGCAUAUGCCGCUCAGUCGACCCAUCAACCUGUACUCAUCGAGAAGGGCGCCGACGCCGUUCGCUCCCACGAGUUGUCCCACUGAUCAGGCCUUGCCGAAAAGAGACCCAAAAGCACAAGGCCUUCCCGACUACUCAACAAGGGUACCUUCGACAAUGCUGGCACCUCCGCCUUCGGUUAGACAACUCAACUCAGCACGCCGGGGUGUCAGUUAUGCUUCCAACACGAGUAGUGUAUACAGCCGACACGUGAACGAUGUAUAACACGUAUAUAAACACAUUCCGGCAGAUCAGUCGACUGGUGGGAGAGCUGAGUCAUUUCAACAAGCUCCAUAUAAUGAUGAA
Messenger RNA from Aureobasidium subglaciale EXF-2481, 1812 nucleotides. RefSeq lists its product as uncharacterized. The transcript is spliced from 3 exons. NCBI's taxonomy places the organism in Eukaryota, Fungi, Ascomycota, Dothideomycetes, Dothideales, Saccotheciaceae. The record is from RefSeq and is a predicted model, not a curated record. The coding region runs from base 235 to 1731 and encodes 498 amino acids.